Messenger RNA from Naegleria gruberi, 804 nucleotides. RefSeq lists its product as uncharacterized. Lineage: Eukaryota; Heterolobosea; Eutetramitea; Acrasida; Naegleriidae. The record is from RefSeq and is a predicted model, not a curated record. The transcript has a single exon. The coding region runs from base 1 to 804 and encodes 267 amino acids.
AUGUCUCGAACAAUUUCAGUGUUUUUCAUUCUAUUCCUUUGCUGCACCUCUUCAUUCAAUCAAUUAGUGCACGCAAACACAAUUGACCUCAACAAUCUCCACAAACAAUUUGACUUGGUCAUGACUUCAAUCAUGCCAAAUUCAAUUAUGACCUUCCACCCAAAGUUUAAACAAGUUUAUACUGUUGGAAAUUCGAAUAGUGUUGGUCCAUCCUCAUUGGAUUAUUGUUGUUUACCUCCAAAAGUUUCGAUUAAAUCACGAGUUUUCCAAUUGGCUGUUCUUCAUAAUACUAGUAGUAGCACUUAUUAUUCUGAUUGGGUUUUGAUGAAUGAUUUGGAAAACUUUAGAGCUCGUUCAGAUGUGCUCAAUACUAAUGCUGGUUCGAAUACUUCAGUUUAUUCCUAUAGAAAUGAAUUGGAUGGGUUGACCUAUAAUUAUGUUCACAUGUGGAAUCAAGAAUGUUUCUGUACCAAGACAAGUAAGGCAGAUUGGAAGAAAGGUUUCUGUACUCCACCUGGUAAAUUACUUGAAGAAUCGAAUAUUGCAAUGAGAAUUGCUAGAAAGUAUGGGACUGAACGAAAGGAAACGAAUGCAAAUUAUUCAGGAGCCUAUGCAUGGACACAAUCUGUUGAGGGAUUAAAUAAGGAAUAUUGUUGGUUCAUUGGUGACUAUGUUUUUGAAGUGAAUAUUUAUGGAACUGUUUCAAAAACUACUCAAUUUUAUGACAUGUCAUUAAAUGUUGACGAAAAGGCAUUUGACAUUCCAAUGGUUUGUCCUCCACCAUCCUCAUGUCGAUUGGUUUAA